Molecule: messenger RNA, 1272 nt
Organism: Blepharisma stoltei
Lineage: Eukaryota; Ciliophora; Heterotrichea; Heterotrichida; Blepharismidae
Source: the annotation of a GenBank genome assembly
AUGAGUGGGAUUUUAAAGUGGGCUGAGUCAAAACUCGAAAAAUUCGACUAUCCCGCUACAGAUGCCUUCAGCUCAGAAAAAAGCCUCGAAAACGAAAGAGAAAAACAAAUCGAAGACAUGCAGCAAUAUAUCGCUAAAUUAAAAGCUGAUAUGAGAUCUAUAAGAAAUUUAUCAAACCAGCAAGCAGAAGAAUUCCAAGACAAACUUCAAGCCCAAGCUGAAACUUAUAACCUCACUGUUGCAGAUUUACAGCAGCAAGUAAAGCAGAUGUCUGAAGAAAACCUUUUGUUGAAAGAAAAACUCAGGGCUUCUGAUAAAAAAAUUAUAGCCCAGCUGCGAUUAUUGAUCGCCCUGGGCUAUAAUAAGGCUCAGAAACUCCCCGAGUUGGCUUUGCAACUCAAGUUGACAAACCAACUCGGGAGUUGACAAAUGCCGCCUAUAAAGGGUAUUUGCCAACUCCCCGAGUUGGUUUGUCAAUUUGAGUUGCAAAACCAACUCGGGGAGUUUCUGAGCCUCAUUAUAGCCCAGGGCGAUCAAUAAUCGCUCCUGGGCUAUACCAGCUUAGAAGAAAGAAAUGCACAGCUUAUUUCUUCUUUAGAGACUGAGCUAUUGCCAGAACAAAGACCUGAGGCCACAUCUGACCAAUUGCAGUAUGAAAUCAAUAUAAUGAAGCAGCAAGUCUCUAGCUUAAAAGGUCUUCUCAAUGCUGAAAAGCUAAAAACAGAAAAUGCUAUAGGUGAACAAGCCCAGGAGCGAAAAAUUUUUAAUAUUGAAAAAAAUAAUUUAGAAGGAAAAAUAGGAGAACUAGAAGAAGAGCUAUAUAAAACUAAAAGAAAUAUAGAAGAGCUUAAAGAGCAGCUUGAAGAAAGCAAAACAAAAGAGCCAAGCAGCAGCACAGACUCACAAAAUUUGCUGGCUCUUUCUGAACAUUUGCAGACAAAACAAAGGUCAAUAGAAGCUCUUAUAAGUGAAAAAGCGACACUAAUUUUGCAAUUAGAAAAUGAGAAAAAAGAAAAACACAAACUGUUGGAAGGAACCUAUCAAAAUCGUGUAAAUAGACAGCCACUGACAAAUAUUGGGAUUUUUAAAGCGAGAGGAAAGCUUCAUAGAGUUAUAGAGUGGCUUGAUGACGGCCUGCGAGAAAUUGGUGACACGCUAGAUGAAAUUGCGUUAGCAAGGUUUGGAGUCCUUAUUUAUAUGCUCGUGAUUCAUUUUUGGGGACUUUAUUACAUUCUAGGGCACGAAGAGAAGCCAUUUUUAAGCUCAAAUUAA